Molecule: messenger RNA, 279 nt
Organism: Morchella importuna
Lineage: Eukaryota; Fungi; Ascomycota; Pezizomycetes; Pezizales; Morchellaceae
Exons: 2
Coding region: 1-279 (92 amino acids)
Source: RefSeq, a predicted model, not a curated record
AUGGCUCUCACCGUCCGCGAACCAAUCUUCUGGAACCGCUUCUCCCUCUCCGCCCACCAGGCUGCCGAGAUCCGCUCCAUCAUCUCCGACCGCGCCGACACCGAGAAGGCCGACGGCGUCACUACCACCGUUACCCCCACCCCGACCCCAUGGCUCUCGAAGCAGCAGAAGAAGCGCCGCAGAUAUUGGAUCUUUUGUUGGAUUGUCAUGGUCGUUAUUGUGGCGCUGUGUGGUGCGCUUGCGGGUGUGAUUACGUAUUUGAAGAAUUCACAUGACUGA